Molecule: messenger RNA, 1801 nt
Organism: Periconia digitata
Lineage: Eukaryota; Fungi; Ascomycota; Dothideomycetes; Pleosporales; Periconiaceae
Source: the annotation of a GenBank genome assembly
UCUGGGGAACAACCCAUUCACCCAUCCAUCUGCAGGCUGUCGCUCGCUCGUUUCGUUCGUGUCCCGCCAGCCCAACUCUUGUCGAGACAUCGUCCUCCUACCUAUCUGUCGCCGGGGAUUGUUGCCGUCUCUCUUUCAUGGACUCAGAAACCCCGUCUUCCACAUAUCCCGAAAGCCGCAGGCACUUGGACAAAUGGGCAAUCAACCGUCCCGCUCUCAUCCGUCCACCCCCACCAACAGCAGCAGCCCGCAGUCACCGGCCAACGUGACAUCGUCGGGACCAAGCAAUAGCAGCAGCAUCAGCAGCCAUCAUGACCACCGCCCGUUCGCCCAUCCCAACCCGCGCCGCCGUGAGUCGAUACAGGCCCUGAGCUCCAAAGCCAGUGCGGCCCCACCGUCGGCUUCUCUCGAGAGCGCAUCAUCACUGCGUCCGCGCAGCCGCGCUCGCUCCCAUACUACAUCCAGCACCACCGCCGUCGUCGCACACCACCUGCGCGCUGCCGCCCACGAUUCCCUCAAGUCGCCCUCCUUUGAAGACAAAAUGGGCAACGAGCAGAGCCGCCAAAAGGCACACCCCUCGACCGCCGACAAAUCCCACGCCCACCCUCAGUCGUCGCAGCCACACCCCACCUCCCUCACCCCGCCGAAGCCAAAGCCGGCCGAAGAGAGAGACAUUCGUGCCCCGUCCCCCCAGACUCGGCCUGUCGACGUACCUGCAGCUCCCCGUGAAGAAGUCACUGCCAGCCGCACCGAUGCUGCAUCUUCGCUGGAACCCGCCGACGCCUCGCAGGAAGGUUUCAUUGUGCCUUCGUCCCACUACAGUCGCCCUCCCCGCCUGCCACUGCCAAUUGAAGAGGAGACGCACACGCCAGGCUCUCCCAUCAUCGCUCCUAUAGAUCUCACGAGCCCCAUCGAUCAUGGCGAGAUUGAAGGCGCCCUUCCACGUCGUUCUUCCAUGCUCAGCAGUACCACCAUCGAUGAUGAUGAGCCGCUUGACGAAUUCAGAGGCUCCCAGGGCAAGGAAACCGUGCCCACCAUCAUCGAAUGGGAAGGCCCCGGCGAGCGCGUCUACGUCACGGGCACAUUUGCAGGCUGGGAUCGCAAGUACAGGCUGCAUGCAGAUGGCCCGAGCAAAAAGAAAAAUGCUUUAUCCGCCCACGUCCAUAUCACGCCCGGCACCCACCAUCUCAUGUUCAUCGUUGACAACGAUAUGCGAACGUCCGACAAACUCCCAACCGCCGUAGAUUACACCAACAUCCUCGUCAACUACAUCGAAGUCGUGCGGGAGGAUGUGAAAACUCGGGAAGCGGAAGAUGCGUCAGAAAAGAAGACUGAGCCCAUUCCCGCCCAACAGCCGCGCCCUUCCGACGGCUACCGCCCGUCUCAGGUGGCACAAUCAACGCCCACCGAUGUCCCGCCGCAGCAAGCACCUCUCCCAGAACCCAAGCCAAAAGUGCUGCCUCCAUCGCCCAAAAAGUACCACUCGGAGAUUCCGCGCUAUUUGAUCGACCUCGAUGCCGCUGAAGAAUCGCGGAAAUUUGCACGGGCUAAUGCGGCCGCUGGCGUGCUGCCCAAUCCGCCAUCCCUUCCCAUGUUUCUCAACAAGAGCAUCUUGAAUGGUGUCACGCCCAUGAAGGACGACAGCAGUGUUUUGAUCAUGCCGAAUCACACGGUCUUGAACCAUUUGGCGACGAGCAGUAUCAAGGAUAACAUUCUUGCUACCAGCGCGACCACACGGUACAAACAAAAGUUUCUCACAACCAUCAUGUAUAAACCACGAGCUGAGGACAUCGGCGCAUGA